AUGGUUCUGUACAGGAAAACAAACACUUCCAUAACACAAAUAUAGUCACUGCAUUGUGCACAAGGCACAGUAUGUUCAUGCACCGUUCAUCUUGUUUUUGUUAUCCUUCACUUCCCCCCUCAACCACCUUGUGCCCUCCUUACCUGACUCGUCUGUGCUUCCUCAGAUGGGUGGGAUACGAGCAGGCUAACUGUAAAGGGGAACAGUAUGUGUUUGAGAAGGGGGAGUAUCCUCGCUGGGAUUCCUGGACCAACAGCAGACGUAGCGACAACAUCUUUGCAUUCCGCCCCAUUAAAGUGGUAACACAGCACACCUUCUCUACUACACACAAAUCAGCCAUUUUGUUCAGCCUUUUUGAAGAUUCUCUGUGACUGUUUCUUAUGGUGUGUUUUCUAUUCUCCUCACAGGACAGCCAGGAGCACAAGAUUGUCCUUUAUGAAAACCCCAGUUUCGCGGGGAAGAAGAUCGAGAUCAUAGAUGAUGAUGUCCCCAGCUUCCACUCACACGGAUACCAAGAGAAGGUGUCCUCUGUCAGAGUUCAGAGUGGCACGUGAGUCUGUCCGCCAACAGCAGAGUUCUGUUACAGCAAUAUCUGCCCAAACAUUGCCAUAUCAUAUUGCCAUUUUCUCUUAAUCACAUGUAUUGAUCUUAUCUCCAUGGCUUUCUUCUCUAAAUACUUUUCUCAUUUUCUCUCUCCCAUUCCAUGACUCUCACACCUCUGCUGGUUGUGUACCAGUUGGGUGGGGUACCAGUAUCCUGGCUACAGAGGCUAUCAGUACCUGUUUGAGAAGGGGGAAUACAAGGACUGUGCUGAGUUUGGUGCCCAGUUCCCUCAGAUCCAGUCCGUCAGGCGCAUCCGAGACCUGCAGUGGCACCAGAGGGGAGCUUUUCACCCUGCUGCUGGCGCUAACUAAGCUUAUAUGACUCUUUCCUGCCCCAAGCCCUAACCCCUGCAAUCCUGCUCAUUCCCACACCCCUCUCUCCAACACCUACUCAAAAUUGCAUUUUGAUGCCUAUUGUCAUUGUUUCAGUAGCACAAUCCUUUAAAGCAAAAUAAUAAAUCCUUGUUGCUUAUCUUUCAAGUGGUCA
Molecule: messenger RNA, 1089 nt
Organism: Coregonus sp. 'balchen'
Lineage: Eukaryota; Metazoa; Chordata; Actinopteri; Salmoniformes; Salmonidae
Source: the annotation of a GenBank genome assembly